Messenger RNA from Gadus morhua (Atlantic cod), 2484 nucleotides. RefSeq names its product LHFPL tetraspan subfamily member 3 (gene lhfpl3). Gene Ontology annotation, biological process: sensory perception of sound. The coding region runs from base 708 to 1388 and encodes 226 amino acids. The transcript has 5 exons. The record is from RefSeq and is a predicted model, not a curated record. NCBI's taxonomy places the organism in Eukaryota, Metazoa, Chordata, Actinopteri, Gadiformes, Gadidae. Gene Ontology annotation, cellular component: plasma membrane.
UUUAAAUAUUCGUUUUAAGAAGAUACUCAUAUACUUCGAAUGACACAUCCAAAAGGACAUGGCAACAAAUGCGAAUACCUGUCUGCCUACAAAACAUUUAAGGUUGGGAACCAUAUGACCGUGCAACAUUUAACAAAAAUAAUUAUAUGUUUGCUUUAUGUAGGCGUUUGAUAUUUUAUAACGCUACAUUACUAAUCUUUUUCGAAAUUGUAGACGUAUUCGUUAAUUCGAAUAGUGUUUAUUUUGCGGGUCAAUCAAGCAGCGCGUGAGGCGGAUUAAGGGGCGGGUCCUCGCGCUGUAGCAGCGGUUAGCGUCCAGUUUAAAUCAGUUCAUUUAUUGAGGCUGUAGCUGCGGUUCUUUCUGCCUCUUCGCCUUAUCGGCCUUGUUUCUGUUCUCAAAUCGGUGUGGGUUCGACUCCCACAUGUCGGCUGGUCCCAGCGUCACCGUGACGUCCUGAUGCCCGGCGUGCGGCUCAGGUAGGGCGGGUUGUUAUGGUAGAUAACGGGAGGCUCGUUCCUCGGGAUCUGAAGACCGAGCUCCUGGUCUGAGGUCGGUUCUCCUGCCGCGCUCCUCAUCGAUUAACGGCCCCAAGGAGAGAGAAGAACCACGAAGUGAGAAGAAACCAUAAGAGAGAGGAGAGGAACCCCGAAGUGCGUAGUGAUGCUGCGAUCGACUGCUCGGGACCGAGAGACCCCUCAGCCCGCACCAUGAUCCCCGGGAUGCCCGCCACCAUGAUCCCAGCCUCCGAGGCUGCCAAGAUCUACCAGACAAACUACGUGCGCAACUCCCGUGCGAUCGGGGUCCUGUGGGCGAUCUCUACAAUGAUCUUCGCCAUCGUGAACGUGGUGUGCUUCAUCACGCCCUACUGGAUCGGGGACGGCGCGGACAGCCCGCAGUCCGGGUACUUCGGCCUGUUCCACUACUGCAUCGGGAACGGCAUCACCCGGGAGCUGACCUGCCAGGGGAGCUUCACGGAGCUCCACACCAUCCCGUCAGGGGCGUUCAAGGCCGCGUCCUUCUUCAUCGGGAUGUCCAUGAUGCUGGUGGUGAGCUGCAUCGGCUGCUUCCUGCUCUUCUUCUUCUGCCGCACGGGCACGGUAUACAAGAUCUGCGGCUGGAUGCAGCUGGCGGCAGGUACCUGUCUGAUCCUGGGCUGCAUGAUCUACCCCGAUGGCUGGGACAGCGACGAGGUGAAGCGCAUGUGCGGCGAGCAGACGGAUAAGUACACCCUGGGGGCGUGCUCCGUGCGCUGGGCCUACAUCCUGGCCAUCAUGGGCAUCAUGGACGCCCUCAUCCUCGCCUUCCUCGCCUUCGUGCUGGGAAACCGCCAGGACAGCCUCAUGUCCGAGGACCUGCUGGGAGAGAAGAGCGGGAACAAGGCCAUAUGACCGGUGGAACACCUUCUCCCAGGUGUUCCCCACUAUCAGGACGACACCUUGGGUCCUGACCCGACCUCGUUCUACUCAGUCCAUGUUGAGCCAGGAGGAGACCCGCCGGCAGGACUUGAAGAGCAUGUAUUGAAAGCACUUCAGGACCGCCAACCUUGUUAAAUAUCUUUCUUCGUCUUAGCACUCACCAGCCUCACCUUGACUCUGGUUUUAAGCUGCAGUUCAGGAGCUCAAAAAAUGCACAAAGAAAUAAAGCAACUAGCUGCUACCUAAAACUUUAUGCUGUACAGGGGAAACAAACAGAACAAUGUUUCUCAAACCGUAGUGUGGAAACACAGGAUAGAGUUUCUUAUCUUCGUCUCUUAAGUUGUGUUUUGAAAAUGUUUUCUUUCGGGGGCUAAACAACACCUGAUUGGUUCUCUGCCCCUGUCUGUCAUGAAACCUGCACCCCAACAGCAUCCAGAUGCUGGCUGAAACACCGUGAACAUGUGGUUAAGCUGAUGAGGUUGGUCUGCUGGGACAGAGCGAUUGGCUUAUCGUCCUCAAGGAUCGCUGCAGAUAUUGGACCAGAAUAUUGGAAGUCGAAACAUUUGUCAUGGGUAUGAAUUGUAGAUCUUGUCUAUACAGCUUCAUUUAGAUAAGUUCCCUUGUCCUCUUGACUUCACAACGUUCACACACCAACAACACGCACCAAGAUACGGUCUGUCGCAGUACUGCCAUAGCAUCAUCUAAGGGGGAUUUAUUGAGAGGCUCUUCAGCAGAAAACUAGUUUCCCUGAGAUAACAGAAUCCAUCCUCAGUUAAUCCCUGUAUAGGAACUAAGGACGGACCCAGAUCUACAGGGGGUCAGAGGUCAACGAGGUCAGAGCUCAAUGGACAUUCAGGUUGUAACGUCUCCGCCGUCCACUCGGUGGAAGUUGACCUCGUCAACAGAGAAUCUUGACAGAGGACACUGCAGUGUGUUCGGCUUACAGAUGUUGUCCAUACUGGAGAUGCAGUGAUUUAACUGCCGAGUCUGUAUAUAUUGACAUGUGUACAUUUUACAUUGUAACUACUGAUUAAAGAUUAAAUUGAAUAAAAACUGAAACUCUUACGUC